This is a messenger RNA of Thunnus maccoyii (southern bluefin tuna), 1855 nucleotides long. It is a transcript of the gene ppp1caa, whose product is annotated as protein phosphatase 1, catalytic subunit, alpha isozyme a. Gene Ontology annotation, molecular function: protein serine/threonine phosphatase activity. The record is from RefSeq and is a predicted model, not a curated record. Lineage: Eukaryota; Metazoa; Chordata; Actinopteri; Scombriformes; Scombridae. Bases 228 to 1226 code for a protein of 332 amino acids. Gene Ontology annotation, cellular component: cytoplasm; nucleus. The transcript has 8 exons.
GGCUUCCUACGUCAGACUCUUCGAUAGAAACGGCCCUCUUUUAAAGUUCCUGGGGGAAGAGUGGAGGGACCCGGACAAACCAAAGGGAAAGGGGGCCAAGCUUGAGCGUAGAGGAUACAUAUUUACACAUUAUUCAUCCUGGGAGGACCGUUGUUAAACUGAAGACAAGGUGCAACACGGAAAAAACGAAGGUCUCGACUGCCUGAGAACGUCAGAAAAUAAAGAAAAUGGCGGAGCCGGACAAAUUAAACAUCGACUCUAUAAUUCAGCGUCUCCUGGAAGUCAAGGGCUCUCGGCCAGGGAAGAACGUCCAGCUGACAGAAGGCGAGAUCCGCGGCCUUUGCCUCAAGUCUCGUGAAAUCUUCCUGAGCCAGCCGAUCCUGCUCGAGUUAGAGGCUCCCCUCAAAAUCUGCGGAGAUGUCCAUGGUCAGUACUAUGAUCUGCUCCGGCUCUUUGAAUAUGGAGGCUUCCCCCCGGAAAGCAACUACCUGUUCCUGGGUGACUAUGUCGACAGAGGGAAGCAGUCGCUGGAGACUAUCUGCCUGCUUCUAGCCUACAAGAUCAAAUAUCCAGAGAACUUUUUCCUGCUGCGCGGCAACCAUGAAUGCGCUUCUAUAAAUCGAAUCUACGGCUUUUAUGAUGAGUGUAAGCGACGGUAUAACAUUAAGCUGUGGAAGACCUUCACAGACUGCUUCAAUUGUUUACCUGUGGCUGCCAUCGUAGAUGAGAAAAUCUUCUGCUGUCACGGAGGCCUCUCUCCUGAUCUUCAGUCUAUGGAGCAGAUCCGCAGAGUAAUGCGACCCACAGACGUGCCUGACCAGGGUUUGUUGUGCGACCUGCUGUGGGCUGAUCCAGAUAAAGACGUCCUGGGCUGGGGGGAAAACGACCGCGGUGUCUCCUUCACAUUCGGGGCGGACGUGGUGGCCAAAUUUUUGCACAAACACGACAUGGACCUAAUAUGCAGGGCACAUCAGGUGGUAGAAGACGGUUAUGAGUUUUUCGCAAAGAGGCAACUUGUCACUCUGUUCUCGGCUCCCAACUACUGCGGAGAGUUCGACAACGCUGGUGCCAUGAUGAGCGUGGAUGAGACACUCAUGUGCUCCUUCCAGAUUCUGAAGCCAGCAGAUAAGAAAUUGUAUCCUUACGGCGGAGGGGGAGGAAUGGGAUCUGGAAGACCGGUCACUCCGCCACGAAAUUCAGCCAAGUCCGCCAAGGCCAAGAAAUAACACCCACUCGGGCCCCCCCCCCACCCCUCCUCCCACAACCUGCCACCCCCCCCCUCCCUCCCCGUCGGCCCACAACGCUCUUUCUUUUUUUUUUUUUUUUCCUCUACCUCCCAAACUUGUUUCUCCCUCGUCACCAAAACGGCAACAAAGCAAACAAGUGUCCAGGGUUCAAAUCAUGUUUUAUUUUUUUCUCUCUCUCUCUCUCUCUAAAACUAUUUUUAACCGUUUUGUUUGUUUGUUUGUUUGUUUGUUUGUUCGGCUGUUUGCCUGCAACAUUUCGUGCGAGUGUGUGUAUAAAGUGAGAAUGACACAGAGGGCAGUCGCUGUAUUCUGUAUUUGUGUUUUUGUUUUUUUUUUCUUUUCUUCCUCUUGUACCCUCUGUUCUGUUUUUUCCUGUCAUUUGUAGAGAUGGGUUCUGCCCAUCCGUGAUGUAAACUCAAACCUGGUUGCAGGGGGGGGGAGGAAGAGGAGGAGGAGGAGGAGGAGGAGGGGAAGAGCAAGAGAGAGAGAGAGAAAAGGAGCCUUAGCUGUUUAUGUUGAGGCCCUGCACUGUUUAAAUGCUAAACACAAGCUUUUGUACAUCCUGUUUCAGAGGUCUGUGUAUGUCUGUGUGGUGUGGUGGUGGUGGU